UUCUUUGGUGUCUGCUUUUCUUCUGGUUAAAAGAGUCUUUGUUCAGAGACAGUUGGACCUGCGUGUAGCUGUGUAGCUGUAUUCCUCACCUGUUCAGAGCAGGGGAUAAAGAGUACGUUUAGAGGCAUACUGAGCAAACUGUUUGGAUUUAUCACUCAGGAAGGCAAUUUUCAUGCAGUUUACACUUUAAAGAUGUGAUGAUUCUGAUUGAUUUUAAAAGGCAUCUUUUUUUUUACUAAUUGUGGUAACUUCCAUCAAAAGUUUUAACACAGCCUAAAGUCUGGACUAUUGAGAAUAUAUUUAUUAUUUGGACAGAAAAUCUCCCUGAAGUUUUCUGUAGAAAUGUUUGUACGUUGAUCAGUUGACUUUAAGGGAACUUUAUCUAAAAGAUGAGCCUGAGUCAGUGUUUGUUCUUCCAUCAAGUAUGAAUCACACGUUGUCCCUAUCUGAUUGGAUCGAGUGCAGGGUACCUACUGGAUCUUUGAGGCAGAGUCCUCUCUUAUAGUGGAGAGAACGAGCGUUGUAGGAUCUCCAGCUCUCAGCAAUAACAAGGAAAGUAGAAAAGACGCACCUCACUGGGGUUUCAGUUCAGGAGUUUUUAAAAGACUUAAGCAUUGAUGUGUGUAUUUCAGUAAAAGAUUUAAAGACUUAAGUCUUGAACUGAUUCUGUGGUUGAAUAACAAUCCACUGGAGAGUGUUUUGGUUUUACCAAACGGAAACUCAAACUUACUAACAACGAGCAAACAGUCCUCAGGGUUUAAGACCUCAUCUGAUCAUAGCAGAGUUGAGACAUCGACCUGAACAAUGUCUUGUAUUGUUCUCUCACUGCUGCUGUUCCUCUUUGUGUUUGGAGCGUCCCAAGCCUGCCUGCAGGACCCCUCUUCAGCCUACAGAUUCACCGGGGCAGUAUGUCGGCUCACCUAUCCAGCAGCUGUUGUGUUGAAUGAGAAAACCACUAAAGUGAUCGAGGCAGCAUUCCAACAUGCCAGAUAUCCAAGUGUGAAGGGAGAGAAAUCCUUGCUCGGGAUAGGAGCGGUUAAAUAUGGCCUUCACAAUUUGGAGAUUCAUAACCUGUCUAUUGGUGGGAGUGAGUUUGAACUGCAUCCAGGUGAAGGCAUCAGCAUGGAGAUCAGCAACGUGUCGGCAAUCUUUAAAGGAACCAUCCAGUACGGAUACGGCAGCUGGCUAGUGAACAUUCAACAUUCAAUUGAUUUUGAAAUUGAGUCUCAGAUUGAUCUUGGCAUCAACCCCAAACUUUACUGUGGAGAAGGAAAGGUAGCAGCAGACACAUCAGACUGUUAUUUGAACUUUCACAAGCUCCGUCUGCACCUGCAGGGGGACAAAGAACCAAACUGGCUGAAGAAGCUGUUCACUGACUUCAUCACCUUUACUGUCAAACUGGUCAUUAAAAAACAGAUCUGUAAGGAGAUCAACAAGGUGGCAAAUAUUCUGGCUGACUUCAUUCAAGACACGGCAGAGCACUUUCUCAGUGAUGGAGACAUCAGUGUGGAUAUUGGUGUAACUGCAGUUCCUGUCAUCACUGCAAACUACAUAGAAUCCUAUCACAAGGGGUUGACCAAUUACAACAACAUAUCAGCUGUCAUCAAUGACUCAGUUUUCAACCCCAGUCAGCUGACUGAAAACCGGAUGCUCUACUUCUGGCUGUCAGAUCAGCUUUUUAACCCACUGCUUAGUGCUGCCCACCGAGAUGGUCGUUUCCAACUCCGCCUCUCUGGAGCAGAGCUCACUGAGCUUCUCAACACAGGUCUCUCCAGUUCUAUGCCUGAAUCCAUCAGAACGUGUCUGUUAGAAUCAGGUUCUCCAGAGCUAAGAGUUUGGAGUUCAUCUGCUCCCCACCUAAAAACUUCGACCUCAGGGACGAGCAUCUGGGCGAAGGCCUCAGGGCAGCUCCACUGUGGGAGUCAAGGCACACCUGCACUCUUCUUUCAAAUGAAUGUGGUCAUGGAUGUCACAGCUUCCUAUGCUGACAAGAGACUCUUCCUGAAAGGAAACACAUCAGAGAUCUUCAUACUCCAAGCUGAACUACUGUCACAGAAUGGACAGCUGCUGGAUGAGGCACAACAGGAAUUUUUAAGAGAGGCAGUAGAGAAGAUUGGCAUACCAAAAGUUCUGUCAGUUCUAGAGAUUGAGCUAACCAGAGUGUUGGACAAACAGGGAACUAAUUUAUUCGACAUCUUUAACCCAGAAGUGCUUCCUCAGGAUGGCUUUGUGGUGGUUCAAAUGGAUUUUGGUUUCCCUCAUCACCUCCUGGUCGAGUUCUUAAAGAAGACUCUGCAGUAAUGGAGCAACCCUGAUGUGUUAAUCAUGAAUCCCUCUAAAAGCAUAUGAACCCACACACAUCAUGACAUUUUAUAUUCUUAAUCAUUAAAAAUAUUCAGACCA
Cheilinus undulatus (humphead wrasse) is the source of this 2403-nucleotide messenger RNA. Its product is annotated as cholesteryl ester transfer protein, plasma. Gene Ontology annotation, molecular function: triglyceride binding; cholesterol binding; phosphatidylcholine binding. Gene Ontology annotation, cellular component: high-density lipoprotein particle. Lineage: Eukaryota; Metazoa; Chordata; Actinopteri; Labriformes; Labridae. The record is from RefSeq and is a predicted model, not a curated record. Bases 805 to 2301 code for a protein of 498 amino acids. The transcript has 17 exons. Gene Ontology annotation, biological process: triglyceride metabolic process; triglyceride transport; very-low-density lipoprotein particle remodeling.